AUGCAAAAUCUAAUAAUUUGGAGAAUAUGUUUGGUAAAAAUUGCCAAACUAACUCAUCAAUUGUACUUGCUAUUUACUGAUAUAGAAAGCAAUGAACGAAUUAUUUGAAAGAUCUCUGUGGCCAUGCAAAAUAAUUCAACUGUUAGCUCUGCAUUUUACUAUCCUAGCAACUUGUCCGAAAUUCAAUUAUACGAUAUAUCGAGUCAUUCAAGUAAUUCAAGUCUCUUGAAAGGAAAUCUAACCGUUUCUCUAUUUUCACAUCAAUAG
Blepharisma stoltei is the source of this 267-nucleotide messenger RNA. NCBI's taxonomy places the organism in Eukaryota, Ciliophora, Heterotrichea, Heterotrichida, Blepharismidae. The record is from the annotation of a GenBank genome assembly.